CCAAGUUGAUCGUCUAGCAACUGGUUUUAAAAAAAUACCUUGCAUACAGAAAACAACCCUGGAAACCCAAUCGAUGUAUAACUUGGCCCCAGGAACACCCCGCUUAGUCAUUACCCGGAGAGACAGCGGAACAUUUCGAUAGGCUGCAGCGGGCGGACAGACAGCGCGUGCAGCGGACUGCAGAUGCGAAAACCACAUGAAGUGAAUGCCCAACUUCUCUCGCGACCCCUCUUUCUCCCUCUCGUCAUCUCAAGGGAUUAAGUUCCAGGAAGGCGAAACCAAGAUCCACCAGGAAGCCAGCUCGGUCUUUUCCGUCCUUUCAACAGCUCAGCUACUCUCACGAUGACCCUCACCACCUACCCAGCUACCACUGAUCCCUCCGAUCUCGCUGCCCUCAGCCUAUCGCGUCUCGUCACUCGCCUCGAACACAAUCUCCUCUCUCCAAAUGCCGAUCUAAAAUCUUUACGCCGAUCAGAGUACCAGCGGAUGCGAGUGAGCGCGAACAUAGAAUACGCACGCGCAAACCUCCAAGCCCUAGAACGCAGCCUCCCGCAAAUCAAACCUGUUGACCGCCGCCAUGAGCUCCAAUCCUCACUUUCCCGCAGCCGCGAAACGCUGAAGCAAGUCCAGAAUACGCUCGAUGAAAUACAAUCCGAAGAAGAGGCUCGCUCUUCAGCUCGGGCCAAUGAAUGGGACAACGGGGACGACUUCGAAGAGGAUGAAGACGAUGCGGACUCCUCCGAGGAUCUCUUAGGGACACCUGAGGAGGGGGCCAGUACAGCUGAUGAAGCUACACCGGAGGAUGACGCCUCAAAUCAGACGCAUGCUAGGGGCUUGCCUACUACAGAAACAACAACUACGACGACCCCAUCAACCAUCCCACCAUCCACCAGCACAGUAGCAGCAAGUUCCGCGCCGACGCCAACCACGCCCGCACCGGCCCUCCGAAACAGACACCACAACACUGCAAACCCGACAACAACAGCAACAGCAACAGGAUCAUCUCUCCACAAACCCACGCCCACUUCACCACCCCCUGAAGCAGAAACAGAAGAGGCCCUAUCGACUGACCGCCUCGAACAAGAAAACCUCACCUCCUCCCUCCUCGACCUCGCCACGCAGCUCAAGUCCUCGUCCCACGCAUUCCAGGCGUCCCUCGAAGCCGAGAAAUCAGUCCUCGCCCGCGCCGCGGAGGGCCUAGAUCGCACGACAGGGAACCUCGCUUCUGCUGAGCGCAGGAUGGGUAUGUUGCGAAGGAUGACGGAGGGGAAGGGCUGGUGGGGAAGGAUGCUGCUGUAUGCGUGGAUCUUUGCGCUCUGGGUUGUCGCUAUAUUGAUUGUUUUUGUUGGGCCGAAGCUGAGAUUUUGAGCUGUUCCUUUUUUUUUUUUUCCUAACCUCAAUAUUUUCUGCCAUUUUCGGUUCGGCCACGUAUUAUUAGAUUGAUUUAGCAGAGCGAUAGUAUCUGGUGUCUUGGGCGUUGCUUGUUUACUUGGGCAACUAUCUUUCCUAUCUACCAAGAUGGAUUAUAACUAUAGACGUUGUUAUUACGACUUAACAAACCAAGGGGGGAAUGGUAAUGGAAACUGAAAACGUUGACAUAUAAUAAGCUACUAUACGACCAAUGACCGACCAUGGACAUGACACAUAAGAAAACCUUAAGAAAAGACAUGAUAAUCAGUAU
Aspergillus versicolor CBS 583.65 is the source of this 1681-nucleotide messenger RNA. RefSeq lists its product as uncharacterized. Gene Ontology annotation, biological process: retrograde vesicle-mediated transport, Golgi to endoplasmic reticulum. Lineage: Eukaryota; Fungi; Ascomycota; Eurotiomycetes; Eurotiales; Aspergillaceae. The transcript has 2 exons. The record is from RefSeq and is a predicted model, not a curated record. Bases 343 to 1368 code for a protein of 341 amino acids. Gene Ontology annotation, cellular component: SNARE complex; endoplasmic reticulum. Gene Ontology annotation, molecular function: SNAP receptor activity.